CUCUCUCUCUCUCUCUCUCUCUCUAAGGCUCCACUACAGAGAAAUGACUCAGAAACUGUAGUUUCUUUCUCAUAAAACUGCAAAAAUCUUCUCUUCUGCUCAGAGACAUGUGGCCCAUAUCCUCUGCUCUCUUCCCUUUUCUCUCUCUACGCCUUCAGUUUUCCCACAAAAACUUACAUCCAGUCGAGAGAUUUUCAUAAAGGAUUUAACCCAUUGUAGAGAGAGAAAGCCCACUUUGUUGCAUAAAGGAGGCUUUCUAUAUCUAAGGACCAAAUGCUUGUCCAUGAGCUCCUCUGGUUCGAACCCCUUGGAAGAAGAGAACGUAGCUUCCGGCGGGGCAUCCAGCUUCUGCAUCAUAGAAGGACCCGAGACAGUGCAAGACUUUGUUCAAAUGCAGCUGCAAGAAAUUCAAGACAACAUAAAAAGCCGUCGUAAUAAAAUUUUUCUGCUCAUGGAGGAGGUCAGGAGAUUACGAGUACAGCAGCGAAUAAAGAGCUCUGAGUCAGUCGUUGAAAGUAGUGAGGAAAAUGAAAUGCCUGAGAUUCCAUCAUCUAUUCCUUUUCUCCCUCAUUUGAAUCCAACAAAUUUGAAGGAACUAUAUCUCACAUCCUUUUCAUUUAUAUCUGGGAUCAUUGUAUUUGGUGGCCUCCUUGCUCCCAUUGGCUUGGGACCGCUUGAGCUUAAACUUGGAUUGGGUGGUACUUCCUAUGAAGAUUUCAUACGCAACAUGCACUUACCACUGCAACUAAGUCAGGUGGACCCCAUAGUGGCAUCCUUCUCUGGUGGAGCAGUGGGUGUCAUUUCAGCUUUGAUGGUGGUUGAAAUCAACAAUGUUGAGCAACAAGGGAAGAAACGAUGCAAGUAUUGUCUCGGCACUGGAUAUUUAGCAUGUGCUCGGUGUUCCGGAAGUGGUAUGUUUCUGAGCAUUGAUCCAAUCAUGAUCUCUGGCGAUUGCAAUAGCCCUUUGCGUGUACCCACGACUCAAAGGUGUUCCAAUUGCUCAGGUGCUGGCAAGGUUAUGUGCCCUACAUGCCUUUGCACAGGAAUGGCGAUGGCGAGUGAACAUGAUCUACGUAUAGACCCCUUUGACUGAUACAUAAGAGUGAUGGAUUUUAUGUGGGUGACCCUUCAGUAAAAGCUUAGUUAUUAGUUCAUAAAUUACUUCUCAUGUAAAUUCGCAGCUUGAGCCUCUAGAUUUAAUUUAAAAAACCAGAAAUUGAGAAGGAUUUUUA
Amborella trichopoda is the source of this 1232-nucleotide messenger RNA. NCBI's taxonomy places the organism in Eukaryota, Viridiplantae, Streptophyta, Magnoliopsida, Amborellales, Amborellaceae. The record is from RefSeq and is a predicted model, not a curated record.